Molecule: messenger RNA, 1738 nt
Organism: Ananas comosus (pineapple)
Lineage: Eukaryota; Viridiplantae; Streptophyta; Magnoliopsida; Poales; Bromeliaceae
Product: auxin transporter-like protein 3
Exons: 8
Coding region: 167-1558 (463 amino acids)
Cellular component (GO): plasma membrane
Source: RefSeq, a predicted model, not a curated record
AGAGAGAGAGAGAGAGUAGAACAGGAGUAGAAGAGAAGGAUACAUUGGGCACUGGGUUUCUUUAUAACCACCGAAGUCCAAAGCUCUCCUACAAACUUAAGAGCACAACACAUAAGAUAGAGAGAGAGAGAGAGAGAGAGAGAGAGAGAGAGAGAGGAGGAGAGGGAUGGCGUCGGAGAAGGUCGAGACGAUCGUCGCGGGGAACUACAUAGAGAUGGAAAGGGAAGGAGAAGAAACAAGCUCAAAGAGCAAGAUAUCAAGGUACUUUUGGCAUGGUGGCUCAGUUUAUGAUGCAUGGUUCAGCUGUGCUUCUAACCAGGUGGCUCAAGUGCUUCUCACACUGCCAUACUCAUUCUCUCAGCUGGGGAUGGUCUCAGGAGUGCUUUUUCAGCUGUUCUAUGGGCUGAUGGGGAGUUGGACUGCUUAUCUUAUCAGUGUGCUCUAUGUGGAAUACAGGACUAGAAAAGAGAGGGAGAAGGUGGAUUUCAGAAACCAUGUUAUUCAGUGGUUUGAAGUUCUUGAUGGGCUGCUGGGGAAGCACUGGAGGAACAUUGGUCUAUUCUUCAACUGCACUUUCCUUCUCUUUGGAUCAGUAAUCCAACUCAUUGCAUGCGCAAGCAAUAUCUAUUACAUAAAUGAUAACCUAGACAAGAGGACAUGGACAUACAUCUUUGGGGCAUGUUGUGCCACCACUGUUUUCAUCCCCUCCUUCCACAACUACAGGAUCUGGUCCUUCCUGGGCCUGUUAAUGACUAGCUAUACUGCAUGGUAUCUCACCAUUGCAGCCUUACUUAAUGGCCAGGUGGAAGGUGUUAAGCACUCAGGUCCAGCCAAGAUGGUCCUGUACUUCACUGGAGCUACAAACAUACUCUACACCUUUGGAGGCCAUGCUGUUACAGUAGAGAUCAUGCAUGCGAUGUGGAAGCCGCAGAAGUUCAAGCUUGUGUACCUCUUUGCAACUUCGUAUGUGCUGACACUCACACUACCCUCAGCUGCUUCAAUGUACUGGGCUUUUGGAGACAUGCUUCUAAAUCACUCAAAUGCCUUCGCUUUACUCCCAAAAUCUGGGUUCAGAGACACUGCAGUUAUACUCAUGCUCAUUCAUCAGUUCAUAACAUUUGGAUUUGCGUGCACGCCGCUCUACUUUGUGUGGGAGAAGGUCAUCGGCAUGCACGAGACGAAGAGCAUCGUCAAGAGGGCGAUCGCGAGGCUGCCGGUGGUGAUCCCGAUUUGGUUCCUCGCGAUCGUGUUCCCCUUCUUCGGCCCGAUCAAUUCGACCGUCGGAUCGCUGCUUGUGAGCUUCACUGUGUACAUAAUUCCGUCCCUGGCGCACAUGAUAACCUUUGCUCCCGCUUCUGCUAGAGAGAAUGCUGUGGAGAGGCCACCAACAUUCUUAGGAGGAUGGGCGGGUCUAUACUCGGUGAAUUGCUUCGUGGUGGUGUGGGUUUUUGUGGUUGGGUUUGGGUUCGGUGGGUGGGCGAGCAUGGUCAACUUCAUUCGUCAAGUGGACACAUUUGGGCUCUUCAACAAGUGUUACCAGUGUCCACCCAAGCACUAGGUUUGCCCCCACCUUUUGAGAGUGAGGGAAAAAAAAGAAAAAGAAAAGAGAGAGAGAGAGAGAGAGAGAGAGAGAGAGAGAGAGAGUUGUGUGUGUGUGAAAGUGCUUGUCUACUAAUUAAGAUUGUAUGUAUGUAUGUUUUAAUGAAAUGCUACUUAGAAAUCAGAGUACUCUCUCUCU